AUACUUUCAGAUGCCAAAACUGAAGGGUUGGCGCCGGUCACAGGCCGCAACCAGGCGACUCGCUCAGCGCGAGUUCCUGAUUGUUGGUCCACAAGGCCACAGUGAUGGCAUGCCUACAGGUGUGUAACAUUUUCUUUUAAAUGUAUCAUUUCUUCUUCACGUCACUAUAUUACUAACAAUUUCUUAUUUCUCUGUAUCUGUUUAUGUUUUACAAUAAUACAUGUCAAUGUUAUCUGUUCAAUAGGCACUGUUGGGACUGGUUAUCGUCAUCGCGUUAACCAGUGGCCAAUAUCUGUGUUGACUGGUCGGCAACACAAAUUGGUCAUUCCUCCUGAGGUUCCUGACAAGAAGGUAUGAUACUGACAUUAUUUUUUAACCUCACAACACAUAUUUCAGCUGAUACAGUAUUUAAUUAGUACUUCUCCCUUUUUCAUCCUAGUUUGUUCUUAUUGUCGGUGACUCUCACCUGCGCCCGUUUGUUGAUGGGGUUGUGCCAUUGCCUGAAGGACGGAUGUCCUUUGGGUUCAUGUCCACACCAGGAGCCUGCGCUGAUGGACUGAGGAUUGAGAUGGUGCAUGCUGCUGUGCCUCGCAAUCCUGACUUGGUCAUCGUCAUGGCUCCUAGCAACAACCUCACAACCCAAGGGUCUCUUGAGAAGUCGUCAACAGAUUUUGCAAAACUUCUCUCUACUGCCGUUGGACGGUGGUUCAAGGUGGGGCAAAGAUGUCAUUAACACAUUUUGUAGUAGCUCAAUUAGUAGUUAUGCUCUGUAAUAACUCUUGUGUUUUUUGUCCUUCUGGUGUGUUUGCUAUUUUUAUAGGUAAUUGUGUAUGACUUUCCACCUCGUCUGAACCACCCUUUACAUCACCAGGAGCUCCUGCGGCAGGAAUUCUGUCAAGUCGCAGCACGUAUGGGUAAGUUUUACAACACUUUAAUUCGCCUUCAUGACAAAAUUCUAAAUGACAAUGAUAUCAUCAUAAAACCAAUCAUAUAAAACAUCUACAAAAAACACAAACAAAUUACAUGUAUUUUUUAGAAUACAUUACAAAACUGCACAUUUUAUGGACAUGAUGAAAGAAUAAUUGUCUUUUCUGUUUGGAGUAAAAUACACACAUCUGUACUAAUGCUUAACUUUGUCUUACUUUACAUUAACAGGCAUUCAAUAUGUUUGCCCUGCUGCAGACGACUUCCCCCUGAGACGCCUCAAGCUGUGGUGCAGGGAUUCUGUUAGUACAAUCCCUACUCAUCUGAUGUUUCAUAUGGACCUCAUAAUAAAUACACAAAUUGUUGCAUUAUGCAAAUUUGUGAUCAUGACCAUUGUCUUGUCUUCUAUAUAGGUUCAUCUCAGUGAUGACGGUGGGUCGCCUAUUCUGGGGCAGCGUCUCUGGCAGGCGGCUUACACUGAACUGGAGAGAGGUGAUCCUGCAUCAGUGCUGUCAGUGUCGCGCAGGCGUCCCCCCCCCCUGAACACUGUCACACCAAAGGUGGUUGUGAGGGGAGAGGUGCCUGCACCUCAACCAUCCAGCCCCUUUGAGUGGACAGUGUGUGGAAAGGUUCACAAGGUAAACAUAUAAUUCCUGUGUGUGUAUAUACGUAUAGUAAAUGUAUUUAAUACAGUAUUGUUAAUUCUCAACUUACUUAUCACAGCAGAAUCUCUCUGGCAACGAGGUGGAGGACUCUGCUACAUGCACGCAGCAGGUUUGUCAUCCUUCAUAUCCUUCAACUAUCAUACAAAACCACUGUCAUCAAAAUUUCUGUGUGGAUGACACACAUUUUCCUUGAAAAGAAACCCUUUUCUAAAAUAUUACUUUUAUUUAUUCUAUAUAUUUUUUUCUCUCUCCUUCUCAUAUUAGUUGUCAACAGUUGGGUUGCAAGACUGUUUUCUGCGUCUCAACCCUAUCCAUUUCAGUGCACACCUGCUGGAUGCCAUGGAGAAGAUUUCCCCGUCACAGCUUCACAACCCUGUUCCACACGAUGAUGAGGUCAGUGAAAUGUCAAACUAUGGUAGCGCUUUUACUGUUCAUUCAUAAAAUGUUUUGUGUUGCACAACAAUGCUUAUAAGAAAUAUUUUUUCAUUCAGAUGCCACGUGUGGAACCACGCAGGACUGUGGUAGCAUCUCGGAGGAUCCCUACCAGGAAGCAGGUUUGUUUCUUCAUUAGCACACAUGGUGUAUUAAUAUGCAAGCACACAGAGCUAGGUUUGCAUCUAAACCAAGUUUAUCAUACUGAACUGAAAUAAUAACAAAGAAAUUUUACUUGGCCCUUAAUUUCAAAAAAUAUUUCUCUUUUAUUCAUACACAAAUAAGAUUUAGUAUUAUCAGUUAAUGGACUGCAUUCAUCAAAAGGCUUCUACUUUCAACUAUAAAAGUACACUUUUUUUACAAUUGGCCCUUUUUAUCAAUGACAAUAUAUUUAUGCACAAACUUUUGUGUGCAGGGAAGGACCUUGCGUGACCACAGCCCAGCUGAGCUGCAGACGACUGAGGUUCCUCCUGCUACAGAAGUCACUUCACCUGAGGUGGACUUGGAGAGGGUGGCAGAGGUCCAGACGUGCCCAGGCGUGGUGACGGUGAACACUGCCAUCCUGUCAGCACCCCAGCCAGAUGGAGGCAUCCAGGUGGAACAGGUAAGUAUGCGUAAACGUCCUCUUUCCCCCCCUCUUGUGUUUGGUGAUUUUGAUCGCUCACCUGUGCAGGUUAGCAGUGUGGAGACUGACGCAGUACAGUUUCUGUGCAGUCAGAUUGAGGGUGAGAUGUCUGACCUAGGUUGUGUAAGACACAGUGUCAUGGGAUCAUUUCACCAGGGGAGUGAUCUCUUUAGUAAUCCCGGACAACAGUGUAUGGCAAUUGGGCUGGCCAGCGUUGCCAAACACAGCGUGAAAAGCGUUUUCUCGUGGAGUGUGGCUGAUCUCGACACAGUUUUGCUCUGUGGGGAUCAACUGUACACAUAUCUGCGGGAUAAUGACAAAAUCAGUGGCGGGACUGAUUUUUUGUGUAUUCCUGAUUUGCCUGCUUCACACACAAUUGAUGGCAUGGAGUUUGACUUUGAGUAUGGUGAUUACAUGUCUGGACUCAUCAACCAGACUGAUGGGUCACCAAUCGCACCUGGGUUGACAACAUUACUGCAUAGUCUACAAAUUCUGUUUGCCAAAUAUGACACAUGCUUUUUGACAUUGCAUUGCAGCACAUGUGUUGUCAUUCGUGAGAAUAAUAUGUUUGCUGUUGUUGAUUCUCAUGCUCGAAACGCUUUGGGCCUGGUGGAUCCUGAUGGCAGAAGUGUUGUUGCAUAUUUUCAUAACUUGCAGGAACUGUAUACACAUGCAUUAGCCUUGGCUGCAUCACAGCAUGUAAGCAACCAGGCUUUUGAAGUUGCUGGUGUGCGUGCAAUCCCCAGAAUGUCAGCAAUUGAAAGUAUGUGUUUGCCAUCCAGCUCAAGAGUAAAUACUGAAAUACUGAGUAAAAUGAAGAGUGUGUAUGCAGAUGUACAUCAGGAAGUGUCACACUCCAAGCAGGGGUGUUCAUCCAGUACAUCAGUACAUAGGAAGAAGGUCUCGAAACAACAAAGCUUUGUGCAGGCUCCUGCUGCCAAGAAAGCAAAAACAAGCAUUUUUAGUGAUGAUGUAUUCAUUGUUACAGACACAAACAGCAAGAGUGCAGAUAGUAGAGAUGUUGUGUGCAUUGAUGAUGCAAUAAGCCAGAGUGACGAUGAUGUGGUGUGUGUUGGUAAUGGAGCCCAACAAGAUUUAGUGUUUCACCCUCUUCAGUUAGAUGUUGCAAAAGUUUUGUGCACAACUUUAGGAAUAGAAUGUCAGAAAGUUGAUGUGGAAGGAUUUGUAGCUGGCAUAUUAGGACCUCCGUGCAAGAAGCACCCAAUUGUCAGUGACGGCAAUUGCUUCUUCAGAGCUGUGAGUCAUGUUUUGUCUGGUAGUGAGAGGUUUCACAGGAAAGUCAGGUUAGCGAUUUGUAAACAUAUUGACUGUCAUCCUGGAUCAUAUGAGCAUAUUCUGAGACGUGAAUUUACCUCUGUCAAAGAAUAUCUCAACAUGUCCAGAAUGCGAUAUGUGGGUAGUUGGGCCACAGAGGUGGAGAUUCAGGCUGCAGCAGACUGUUUCGGGGUAAGCAUUUUUACCUACAUUGAUGGUCAAUGGCUUGAAUACAGCUGUCAAGGUCAACGGUUAUCAGAACAGGCAGUGUAUUUGGAGAACUGCAAUACCAGCCAUUAUGAGGUUGUCGUCUGUGUUCAACAACCUAAUGUGGACUGUGGUUGCUGUGAUUUCUGUAACAGUGGUGUUACACACAGUACUGACUAUGGUUUGAAGCAGGUGAGCAAAGCUGUGCCCUAUAACCUCAGGACAGGAAGUCAGCACUUCAGUCAUCAGAAUUUAAGUCCUUCACGUAAAGAAAAAAGAUUGACAAAAUAUCUUAAAAGGAAGAAGUUUUUGCAAAUGAAAAUUAACUACCACAGAGACUUCUUGGAUUACAAUAGACGUAACCAAAAUGUUAGGAAUACAUAUAAGCACAAUCUGUUGUAUCAACAGAAACUCAAGGAUUUGAGUAAAAGGAAAUACUUCGAAAAUUACGUACACAGACAAGAUGUUAUAGAGAGAAGCAAAAUUAAAUACAGGGACGAUAAAAAACACAGAGAAGAUGUUAAAAGCAGAAGCCAAAUUAAAUAUAGGGACAAUAAAAAACACAGAGAAGAUGUUAAAAACAGAAGCAUAAUUAAAUAUAGGGACAAUAAAAAACACAGAGAAGAUGUUAAAAGCAGAAGCCAAAUUAAAUAUAGGGACGAUAAAAAGUACCGACAAAUUCUAAAAGAGAGAAGCAGGGAAAUAAGUAAGGUUAAAUACAGAAAUGCUGCAUUUCAGCAGAAAAAUUUAGACUCAGUAAGGACAAAAUACCGCCAGGUUAACAAAAAGGUCCUUGCAUCUAAGAAACUUAAAAGAUUAGAAAGGAAGGCAAAGCUAGAACAGGUGGACUUG
This is a messenger RNA of Xyrichtys novacula (pearly razorfish), 4980 nucleotides long. The record is from the annotation of a GenBank genome assembly. Lineage: Eukaryota; Metazoa; Chordata; Actinopteri; Labriformes; Labridae.